Molecule: messenger RNA, 1959 nt
Organism: Perognathus longimembris pacificus (Pacific pocket mouse)
Lineage: Eukaryota; Metazoa; Chordata; Mammalia; Rodentia; Heteromyidae
Product: wiskott-Aldrich syndrome protein family member 1-like
Exons: 1
Coding region: 1-1959 (652 amino acids)
Source: RefSeq, a predicted model, not a curated record
AUGUCAUUGAAAAAAGAAAUGGAUGAAGAGCAAUGGGACCAAACAGGGAUGACUAGAGAAAUUGAGGUAAUUCAUAGAUGUUUAAAUGACAUAGCUAGACAAGUAACUGAUCUAAAUAAAUAUGUUGAAACCUUAUUUGGGAAAGUAUAUGAAGAGAUUCAUAGAGUCUCUUCAAAAUUUACAGUUUUACAAGAAAAUGUGACCCAAUUAACUGAUGUUAUUACUGCUAAGCAUGCAAAUGAAGGGUUAACAAUGCAAGUUGGAGAAUUAGGGAAUACUUUUCCAAGUACAACUAUCCGAGCACAGCAAAUAUGCGCCUUGAAUUCAAUAUUUCUUAACACAUAUGAAAGUUACAGUGAUGAUGUAAAGAUAUCAUCUGUUACCACAGGUAAUUCUUACCACUUGGAUGAACUAAAAGGUUUAAUUUCUCCUGAUACUUCUUUCCAAUUAUGUUCAUCUUGUCCCAAGCUUUGGGAAGAAAGGAAUAUAGCAAAAAAUAAAGGACAUAAGAUGGAAAUGUUUUUGGAGAACAAGAAGGACUUACAUCAUUACAAUGACUCAAAACAUUUACCACAAUUUCAACCAAGGGGCGAUAAUGUUCCAGCUGCUUGUGACAAGAUGUUUCAUUCAUAUGUCAAUCAAUCAUCUGAAAAUUCUGCAUUUGCCACUUUAGAGUCUAGUAAAAUCAGCACUCUUCUAACAAAAGUUGUAGGAAAAGCAUUAUCCAGUGCUUUGCACCCAGAGUGUUGUGCGACAGGAGAUAGGGAAAAUUCAUGUGUCUAUGUCAGUUAUGGAAUCGGAAAGAGGGAAGUAGAACCCCAACCUCCAAAUCAUCAUGUAAAAGCAGAAGUGCUUAUGAAUCCUAAAGCACCAGCCUCGUCACCUCCACCACGAUUUAAUUGGUUAGCUGGAUUAAGGGCUUCAAAGGGGUCAGAAAUUCCAGCAACCAUUCAACCUCCAACUAAAGCAUCAUUACUUAUUUGGAAACAUACAACAGCAGCAAUAGCAACAGCAGCAACACCAUCAGCAGCAGCAGAAUCUUGUUGCCUACAAUCUACUCCUUAUACAGACACUCCAAUUACACCACCAAAAGCAGAAUUCUGCCCUAUAGUACCAGAAUCUUUUAUGUAUUCUGAAUUGAAACCAAAUGACCAAAAUCCACAAGGUAAAAGAAUGACUUCACAUUUAUACCCUUCUUCUGUUAUAGAUGGUACCCAUUAUGCUUUAUGUGAGCAACCACAAACCUCUUCAGUUUUUCAACCUGUGUCAUCUUCUGUUUCCCAGUCACCUUUACUUGCAAAAUCAGCAAUAUCUUCAUUUCCAUCAAAACUUAAGUCUUCACAUCCACCAUUACCACAAAAUUUGAUUCUCUCUACAGCACAGUCUUCAAUAGCACCACAACAAAGAUCUUUAACUUCACAAAGGUCAACUUCAGUUCCAGUAUCAUCAGUAUCUUCAUGUUCACGAUCAUCAAUAUCUGCAUUCCCAUUACCAAAAGAAGUACCAAGCCCAUUUUCAGGACACUUAAAUGAACAAUUAGAAAGCACUCGAGUUGAAAAACCCACAAGAAAUUUGAAUCCACAACAAUUGCCAUCACCAGAUUUUAAAUUAACAGAAUAUUCCAUUCUACAGCCAUUGUUUUCUUUUACUCAACCAACACCUGCCAUUUCAAGAAACACCAAGAGCCAUUCGACUUUCCAGUAUUCACUAAGGAAGUUUCCUUCUGGUUUAAAUGAACCUCCUCCAUCAGUUUUUCCAAUACUCAGUACAACCAGGAGUGAUUUGAUGGAAGCAGUAAGAAAAGGAACUGUGUUACACAAGCCUGAAGAUCAGUGUUUACCAGAAGCAAGAGUUAAUCCAUUUGAACAUGAAAUGAAUGUUAUCCUGACUCGUCGUAAGGCUAUGGGAUAUAGUUCAGAAAUAUCAGAUAGUGAAAGUGACUGGAUGGAGGAAAAGUAA